AUGUAGUAUCAUCAUACUAUGAAUAGAAUUAAACUUUGAUUAUUUAAAAAAACAAAAGAGUGAUCAAACCUGAACAAUAGCAGAAACACAGACACCUUUUAUGAUUUCCACAGUCAACACACAAUAGUUAUGAUCACGAGAUUUGAAAGUAGUUGGUGAAUCCAAUUUGUGCUUCUCCUUCCCUUCAAUUACCUCCACUCUUCACUGCACCAUGGCGUCUUUGUUGCGAGCGAGAAACGCCUCUCGAGGCACUAUGGCUAGUCUUCUGCGGAGCUUCAGCAACGUUCCCGAGAACACCGUCUAUUCGGGUCCCACGGCGCAGACCCCGAACAAGCGAGUCACGCUCAGGCAUUUGAGCGAGAAGCACCGAUCAUCCCAACCUAUCACCAUGGUCACUGCCUACGAUUACCCUGCCGCCGUCCACCUCGACACCGCCGCCGUCGACAUCUGUCUCGUUGGCGACUCCGCCGCCAUGGUGGUCCACGGCCAUGACACCACGCUCCCCAUCACGCUCGACGAGAUGCUUGUCCACUGCCGCGCCGUGGCACGUGGCGCCAGGACGCCGCUCCUCGUCGGGGAUUUGCCUUUCGGGACCUACGAGUCCGAUCCCAAUCAGGCGGUGGAUACAGCGGUUAGGAUUCUGAAGGAGGGGGGAAUGGAUGCAAUAAAACUUGAAGGAGGGUCUCCUUCAAGAAUUGUUGCAGCGAAGGCUAUUGUUGAGGCUGGAAUUGCUGUGAUGGGCCAUGUGGGUCUUACUCCUCAGGCCAUUAGUGUUUUAGGAGGGUUUAGACCUCAAGGAAGAAAUGUUAGCAGUGCUGUCAAGGUUGUAGAGACUGCAUUGGCUCUGCAAGAAGCAGGGUGUUUUUCUGUUGUUCUGGAAUGUGUGCCUCCACCUGUUGCCGCCGCAGCAACGGCAGCCCUUCAAAUUCCUACAAUUGGAAUUGGUGCUGGACCCUUUUGUAGUGGACAGGUGCUGGUUUACCACGAUCUGCUUGGUAUGCUACAACACCCCCACCAUGCAAAGGUUACUCCAAAAUUCUGUAAGCAGUAUGCACGUGUAGGAGACGUCAUCAAUAAAGCCUUACUGGAGUAUAAGGAAGAUGUUACAAAUGGUUCGUUUCCUGAUGCUCUCCAUAGCCCGUACAAAAUAAGUAAGAAAGAUGCAGAUGUUUUUUCAAGUGAGUUGCAGAGGUUAGGUUUGGACAAGGCAGCAUCUGCAGCAUCUGAAGCAGUUCAGAAGAUGGAUACGGCUUAAAUGACAUAAUUAAAAUCACUUAAAUUACUUUUUUUUUUUCUUUUUAUCCUUUUGUUGAUCAAGGUCAAUGCAAAAUGUCUUGAUAUUUCAUAAACGUUAUUUUUUGUUGUCCAAUAUCAUAUGGAAUUUCUACAAUGCACCCCUAUUUUGAAGCAGUUUAAUAGAGCAAACCAUGGGAAACUAGAUUUUUUUUUUUAA
Vigna unguiculata (cowpea) is the source of this 1453-nucleotide messenger RNA. RefSeq names its product 3-methyl-2-oxobutanoate hydroxymethyltransferase 1, mitochondrial-like. Gene Ontology annotation, cellular component: mitochondrion. Gene Ontology annotation, biological process: pantothenate biosynthetic process. Gene Ontology annotation, molecular function: magnesium ion binding; 3-methyl-2-oxobutanoate hydroxymethyltransferase activity. The record is from RefSeq and is a predicted model, not a curated record. NCBI's taxonomy places the organism in Eukaryota, Viridiplantae, Streptophyta, Magnoliopsida, Fabales, Fabaceae.